AUGGCCAGGCAGCAUCAGCAACAGCAGCAACAACAGCAGCAGCAGCAGCAGCACGUCCACCUUUUCAAUGCCCAUCGCAGCAAUGCUGGCAGCAUUGGCGAAGACGGCCACCUGGAUGCCAGCGAGCAGGGCGCCCUGCGCAACGGCCGCAGUGCUCUUGCGCUGGUGGACGAUGAUGGCGACGAAGGCAAUGGCACGCUGCGCCUCGGCGCACGCACAGCUGCGCAUUCGCUGGGCCGAAUCCAUUUCGGCGCUGCGCAGGCGCGGGGCAUGCGGCCUUACAUGGAGGACCGCCACUGCGUGGUGGCCGCGAUGCAGCUGCUGUCGAGCGCCCAGGGCGGUGGCGCGCAGGCUGGGGCGCCGCUGCCAUCUGACGGUGUUCCUCGCAGCUACGCAGCCAUCUUUGACGGACACAACGGUGCUGGUGCUGCUGACCUGGCGGCUGCACGCCUGCAUGUACUGCUGGCAGCUCACCCAGCGCUUCGCAUGCACACGGGCGAGCUGGGCCCCCCGGCAGUUGCGCGUGCAGAGGAGGUCGCGAUCGCAGGCGCGCUGCGGUCAGCGUUCGGGCAGGUGGACGAGGCCACGCUGGCGGUGUCGAGGCGGGAGGGCGUGCGCGAUGGCGCGACAGCCCUGGUGGUCCUGCGGCUAGGGCAGGUGCUGUACGCGGCACACGCGGGCGACAGCAGAGCAGUGAUGUGCCGUGACGGAGCUGCCCUACGCCUGACGGAAGAUCACAAACCGCACCUGCCGCGGGAGCGCGCGCGCAUCGAGGACGCAGGUGGCCGCGUCGACUUCCAGCGCUGCUGGCGCGUUGUGGUGGAGCCUCGCGAUGGGCGGCCGGGUAGCGGCCUUGCCGUCUCCAGGUCCCUGGGCGACCUGGACUUCAAGGAACCCCACAAGUACGUCGAAUGUGAGCCUGAUGUGCUGCGAGUGGCCAUGCGGCCGCUGCAGGCAUCUGGCUGUGGCGAUGCAUUCAUAAUUCUGGGCAGCGAUGGGCUGUGGGACGUGCUCAGCGACGAGGACGCUGUGCACUGUGCCAAGCGCGCGUUUCAGGCGUCUAGGAGUGGAGAGGGCAAAGUUGCGGAUGGCGAUGCAGAGGCCAAGGCAGCGGCGGACGCGCUGCUAGAGGAAAGCUUGCGGCGUGGCACUGCUGACAAUGUGACAGUUGUAGUCAUGCUGCUAGCCUGGGCUUAG
Messenger RNA from Monoraphidium neglectum, 1197 nucleotides. RefSeq lists its product as hypothetical. The transcript is spliced from 7 exons. Lineage: Eukaryota; Viridiplantae; Chlorophyta; Chlorophyceae; Sphaeropleales; Selenastraceae. The record is from RefSeq and is a predicted model, not a curated record. Gene Ontology annotation, molecular function: protein serine/threonine phosphatase activity. Bases 1 to 1197 code for a protein of 398 amino acids. Gene Ontology annotation, biological process: protein dephosphorylation.